AAGAUGAAUAAUAAAAUUUUUGAGUCGAAGUUUUUUAUCCAAUAUCUGUUUGACUUGUUCUGCGAUGCAGGAAUUGGCUGAAGAUUCAGAAGGACCCGAAGUUGAUGAGGAAGGUUUCUCUCGGCUGUACGAAAUACUGAAUCCUUUUCCGAUGCAAACACAGCUGUACGAAAAAUACGCUCGAUCAUGGAGCAAAGAGACUUUGCAAAAUGAAAGCACCCAAGGAGAGGCAGAUAGGGAAACUUUCCCCAAUCCGAAAAGCAAAACAUGGCACAGUAUUUCUCCGGUGGCUCGUUUGUUUCCAAAGCUGUCUGAAUACUCUUUGCAUCUGUGGAAUACCUCAUACAUGGCAGAAACUGAGCUAGAGAAAUUUCUCUUGGAAGACGGAAAAGUGCCAUGUCCCGAUGCCGAAUCAACCAUAUAUCGAUACCGAGAAACAUGGAACAAGCCAAACACUCUGUCUUUUGCGGGAUUCGUCCACUUCCUUUUUUCGGAAAAGUGCACUGCAGUCAAACGAGUGGAAAGCAGAGUGAACAUGGAUAUGAGAUUACCUCUGAACCAUUACUACAUCAAUUCUUCUCAUAAUACAUACUUAGAAGGGAACCAAUUGACUUCAGACUGCACGUCAGACGCCUACAUCAGAGUUCUCAAAAUGGGAGUCCGGUUCUUGGAACUGGACGUGCACCCUGGCUCUUCAAACUCUGAGCCAGUCAUCAAACAUCUCAACUUCCCCACCAGUCCACUUCCUCUGAGAGAAGCAUGUGAAGCUAUCAAAAAGUAUGCAUUCGUCAGAUCACAAUAUCCUGUUAUUCUGAGCAUUGAGGAUCAUGUUGAGAAAAACGACGAUGCCAAAAUCACCAUGAACAAGAUUUUCAUUGAAGUUUUCAAGGAAAAUCUGUUGACCGACGAGAAACUGCGGAACAACCAACUGCUCCCGAGUCCAGAAGAGCUGAAAGGGUUCAUUAUAAUCAAGGUCUGUUUAGCCAUUGUUCUUUCACCUUCAACGAAGUAUUUUUCUCUUUCGCCAGGUAAGCUGUGUGAUUUGUGCUAAAUUGGCAAUAAGAUGUAUUAUUUUUUUUCUUUCCCAGGGAAAAAUAAAUAGACUGAUGAGACAUUCAUUGCAUCAUAUUUAGUUCCUCCUAAAAAUAGAUGAAAGAAAUAGAACACAAUUUAGCGUUAAGGAAUAAAGUUGACUUCCUUUUUUGAUCUAUUUUUGCACCUUUUCGGGUUGUCAAUUGCAGUUAUAAGUGUACAGUUUAUAAAAUUCAAUUGCCAUUUUUAUUCAGAUUUCGAGUUCGAUAUAUUUAAAUUUUUUUUAAUUUAAAUUUUGGCAAAAUUGUAAUAAUUAGUUAAUUAGUCGAGUUAUUAACCGGAACUUCUUACUAAUUUUU
Symsagittifera roscoffensis is the source of this 1391-nucleotide messenger RNA. RefSeq lists its product as uncharacterized. NCBI's taxonomy places the organism in Eukaryota, Metazoa, Xenacoelomorpha, Acoela, Convolutidae. The transcript has 9 exons. Bases 65 to 1051 code for a protein of 328 amino acids. Gene Ontology annotation, biological process: phosphatidylinositol-mediated signaling; lipid metabolic process; release of sequestered calcium ion into cytosol. Gene Ontology annotation, molecular function: phosphatidylinositol-4,5-bisphosphate phospholipase C activity. The record is from RefSeq and is a predicted model, not a curated record.